Molecule: messenger RNA, 441 nt
Organism: Aricia agestis (brown argus)
Lineage: Eukaryota; Metazoa; Arthropoda; Insecta; Lepidoptera; Lycaenidae
Product: fatty acid-binding protein-like
Exons: 4
Coding region: 1-441 (146 amino acids)
Cellular component (GO): cytosol
Source: RefSeq, a predicted model, not a curated record
AUGUAUGAAAGUGCGAGUCUGCGUGCAUACAGCCUCAAACUGUUGAGGAAACGGAACACGACACACGACAUGGGAGCGGCACAGAGCGAUUCCAAUAUCAGUAAAAAGGACCUAGUAUCGAGAAUAAAACAGCAUGUGGAAAGCGCAGAUCGUGAAAAGGCCAAAGAAAUAGGUGGAGUUUUUCUAUUCAACAUUAUCAAGGAUACCACGGUAUAUUCUUGGACGAUGGACCUAAACAAGCUGAUCGUAUACGAGGGGGAGCCGGCCGGCGAUCCGGACACGACGUUCACGCUCAACGAGCACCACUUUAAGCAGCUGGUGACGGGGCGGGAGGAGGCCCGCGUCAUCAUGCAGGCCGGCCGCUGCUCCGUCACCGGCGACGUCAUGAGGGCCAUGAAACUGGAGCCGUACAUCAAAUUGGGCGAUAAGCUGAGGAAGUAA